Messenger RNA from Nicotiana tabacum (common tobacco), 1221 nucleotides. The record is from RefSeq and is a predicted model, not a curated record. NCBI's taxonomy places the organism in Eukaryota, Viridiplantae, Streptophyta, Magnoliopsida, Solanales, Solanaceae.
UCCUUUCACUCCUUAACAACUCCACGACAUUCUCCUCUCUCAAAAUUAGCAAAGCUCAAAUUUAACAUCUUAUGAGUCUAUUUUUUGGUGAACAAAUGGCUAAGGACACUGAAGUUGGCACAGAAUACGCCCCAAAAGACUACCAAGACCCACCCCCUGCACCCUUAAUUGACCCUGAGGAGCUAGGAAAAUGGUCAUUUUACAGAGCCAUAAUAGCUGAAUUCAUAGCCACUUUAUUAUUUCUCUACAUUACUGUCCUCACUGUGAUUGGAUACAAGAGCCAAAUUGACCCUGACCAUAACGGUGAACAAUGUGGUGGUGUUGGAAUUCUUGGAAUUGCAUGGGCAUUUGGGGGCAUGAUUUUUGUCCUUGUUUAUUGUACUGCUGGUAUUUCUGGUGGACAUAUUAACCCUGCUGUUACAUUUGGACUAUUCUUGGCUAGGAAAGUGUCGUUGGUUCGCGCAAUUAUGUAUAUGUUGGCUCAGUGUUUAGGAGCCAUCUGUGGUUGUGGUUUGGUGAAGGCAUUUCAGAAGGCGUACUAUGUUAAGUAUGGUGGUGGUGCUAAUACGUUGAAUGAUGGUUAUAGUACAGGUACCGGUUUGGGUGCUGAAAUUAUUGGCACAUUUGUUCUUGUUUACACUGUUUUUGCUGCUACUGAUCCUAAGAGAAAUGCUAGAGACUCUCAUGUUCCUGUGUUGGCACCACUUCCAAUUGGAUUUGCUGUGUUUAUGGUUCAUUUGGCUACAAUUCCUGUAACUGGAACUGGUAUUAACCCAGCUAGAAGUUUUGGAGCUGCUGUUAUUUAUGGUAAAGAAAAAGCAUGGGAUGACCAAUGGAUAUUUUGGGUUGGACCUUUCAUUGGAGCUGCAAUUGCUGCAUUUUACCAUCAAUUCAUAUUGAGGGCUGGAGCAGUCAAAGCACUUGGUUCAUUCAGGAGCAAUGCCUAAUUAAUCACGAGAAUCUGCAAUUGUAUAUUUGAGAAAAGUCUCUCUAAAUUAUGCUUUUCAUUUAGUAGAGUGGUCUUGGUUGUUUGGCACUUUUUUUAAAAUGUGCCAAAUAUUUGUCAGUGCUGCUUUUCUUCUUGUUUCCCUUGCUUGUUUUUUGUUUGUGUAUGUAAUUUUUCUUAUGCUUGUUUAAGAUGCAAAAUAAUGGAAUGUGUAAGACUAUUAUAUUUAACUCUUCUUCUUCACCAAAUUAAUAUACAAAAUAGCAUUUUGUUCA